AACCACUGAACAACCAUCAACAACCACUGAACAACAAUCAACAAACACUGAACAACAAUCAACAACCACUGAAAAGCCAUCAACAACCACUGAACAAAUAUCAACAACCAGUGAACAGACAUCGACAACCACUGAACAGACAUCAACAACCACUGAAGAUACAUCAACAACCACUGAACAACAACCAACAACCACUGAACAGACAUCAACAACCACAAUUGAAGUGCCAUACACUUCCACGGUGUCUUUGCCUACAUCAAGUGAUAUUCCAUCCACCACAGAUGACUUUACGACAACAACAGGCACUUUUACUAACGUAGUUAUGAACUUAGAAAUGUCCCUGGAUGAAAAAUACAAACGAAUAUAUUCCAACCUUGACGCAAAUGAGACCCAGCAGAAAAUUGAGGAAAUCACCACAAAGGUUGAUGAAUCAAUGAGAAACGACAGUAAGCUUGAAGACAAUUAUGUUGGCAGUAAUGUUACCGAAUUAAGAAAUGGUAGUUUGCUUGUCUUUAUGUUUCUAAAUUUCCAAAGACGAAUUGAUCAGAGUGAGGAGGAAUUUAAAGGCUUGAUCCAAAUCAACAUUACACUCAAAAUUAUUCUGCGAAUACCAGGUGUUAUCAAAGACAAAACAAAAGUUUAUUGGCAAGAACAACCAACAACAACCACUGAACAACCAACAACAACCACUGAACAACCAACAACAACCACUGAACAACCAACAACAACGACUGAACAACAAUCAACAACCACUGAACUGACAUCAACAACCACUGAACAACCAACAACAACCACUGAACAACCAACAACAACCACUGAACAACAACCAACAAUCACUGAACAGACAUCACCAAACACUGAACAGCCAUCAACAACCACUGAACAGACAUCAACAACCAAUGAACAACCAUCAACAACCACUGAACAGCCAUCAACAACCACUGAACCACCAUCAACAACCACUGCACAGACAUCAACAACCAGUGAACAGACAUCAACAACCACUGAACAGACAUCAACAACAACUGAACAGACAUCAACAACCACUGAACAACCAUCAACAACAACUGAACAGACAUCAACAACCACUGAACAACCAUCAACAAGCACUGAACAGACAUCAACAACCACUGAACAGCCAUCAACAACCACUGAACAACAAUCAACAACCACUGAACAAACAUCAACAACCAGUGAACAGACAUCAACAACCACUGAACAACCAUCAACAACCAGUGACCAGACAUCAACAACCACUGAACAGACAUCAACAACCACUGAACAACCAUCAAAAACCAGUGAACAGACAUCAACAACCACUGAACAGACAUCAACAACCACUGAACAACCAUCAACAACCAGUGAACAUACAUCAACAACAACUGAACAGACAUCAACAACCACUGAACAACCAUCAACA
Molecule: messenger RNA, 1420 nt
Organism: Octopus bimaculoides (California two-spot octopus)
Lineage: Eukaryota; Metazoa; Mollusca; Cephalopoda; Octopoda; Octopodidae
Biological process (GO): signal transduction
Cellular component (GO): membrane
Source: RefSeq, a predicted model, not a curated record